Chinchilla lanigera (long-tailed chinchilla) is the source of this 4956-nucleotide messenger RNA. RefSeq names its product solute carrier family 9, subfamily A (NHE1, cation proton antiporter 1), member 1 (gene Slc9a1). Gene Ontology annotation, molecular function: sodium:proton antiporter activity. The record is from RefSeq and is a predicted model, not a curated record. Lineage: Eukaryota; Metazoa; Chordata; Mammalia; Rodentia; Chinchillidae. The transcript is spliced from 12 exons. Gene Ontology annotation, biological process: regulation of pH; sodium ion transport; proton transmembrane transport. Gene Ontology annotation, cellular component: membrane. Bases 925 to 3354 code for a protein of 809 amino acids.
UUCCUCUCCUGGGCGACAGGGGCCGCUGUGCUCGGCGGGCGCUGACAGGUUCCUCUAGCCCGCGGCCCCGGCUGCUCGCUGGUGCCUAUAAGUGGCAGCGCUGGUCUGAGCGAGGCAUCAGUCCGCUGCCGCCCAGGCUAGGGUGGGUCGUGGAGCUGGAGCAGGUCGUAGAGGAACUUCAGCAGGGCCGGGCGGAGCGUGGCGCCUUGCUGGGGUCGCCAGGAGGGGCGUGUUGCUGCCGGCCUGCCGCGAGCCGCCCCCAGCCCGCGCCGAAGCGCCUUCCCGCCAGGCCGUCUGCCUCUGCCUUCCGCCUCCCUUCACCCUCCAUUUCCCCGGAUUCUCAGCCCGGCGCACCUGGACCCCGGCCCUCCUUUGGGUGUGGAAGCUCCUGGCCGCUUUCCCGCUUCACUCCUUCCUUCCAGGCUGGGCGUCCAGCCCCCUCCCUCCUUUCCUGGACCGGGUCUCACCCGCUUCGUUGCCUUUCCUUUAGCGCAGGCUCCCUCCACCUUCCCUUUGCCGAGUCCCAGCGCCCCGGUCACUUUCCUCAGUCAAAGUUCCCAUCCUUUUCUCUUCCUUUUCCUCGUCUUGGGUCCCGCUUGUCCUGACCCUUCCUCUGUCUCUAGGUGUAUUCUCUCCUAUUGUGCUGUCUCCGAUCUGGAGUUCCAGACCCUUUGGUCUUCCGUGGUCCGUUCUGGUUUUUUUUUUUUUUUUUUCCUACUUCCCUAGUUUGGAGUUUCAGAUUGUGAACCCAGCUUCCCUCCACCCCUAAAGGACUACUUGCAGGAAAGUACCACUCUAAAACAUGGACUUUUCCUAGAGACUGCUCCCGUCUCUUCUCCCACCUACUGCCCCUGCUACCUAUGUCUCAGAUCUUGCUCUCACUUCACUAAGGGUUGAGGCCUGCCGGGCUGGGGGAGCAGCAGGAUGCUUCGGUGGUCUGGCAUUUGGGGGCUGUCCCUGCCUCGGAUCUUCCCCUCCUUGCUGGUGAUGGUUGCCUUGGUGGGCCUGUUACCGGUCCUCAGCCCCACUGCCAGCACCAUCCCCGGGUCUGAGCCACCUCGGGAACGCUCGAUUGGGGAUGUCACUACCGCCCCACCGGAGACGACACACCACUUAGGGAGCCAUCCUGAGAACCAUUCCGUGGAACAUGGCUCCAAGCAUCGAAAGGCCUUUCCCGUCCUGGGCAUCGACUACAAACACGUGCGCACACCCUUUGAGAUUUCCCUCUGGAUCCUGCUCGCCUGCCUCAUGAAGAUAGGUUUCCAUGUGAUCCCCACUAUCUCGAGCAUCGUCCCGGAGAGCUGCCUGCUGAUCGUGGUGGGGCUGCUGGUGGGGGGCCUGAUCAAGGGCGUAGGCGAGACGCCCCCCUUCCUGCAGUCAGACGUCUUCUUCCUCUUCCUGCUGCCGCCAAUCAUCCUGGAUGCGGGCUACUUCCUGCCCCUGCGGCAGUUCACAGAGAACCUGGGCACCAUCCUGAUCUUCGCCGUGGUGGGCACACUGUGGAAUGCCUUCUUCUUGGGCGGCCUCAUGUUUGCCGUGUGCCAGGUGGGCGGUGAGCAGAUCAACAACAUCGGCCUGCUGGACACCCUGCUCUUUGGCAGCAUAAUCUCGGCUGUGGACCCGGUGGCUGUGCUGGCCGUCUUUGAGGAGAUCCACAUCAAUGAGCUGCUGCACAUCCUUGUCUUCGGGGAAUCCCUGCUCAAUGACGCCGUCACUGUGGUCCUGUAUCACCUCUUUGAGGAGUUUGCCAACUACGACCGCGUGGGCAUCGUGGACAUCGUUCUCGGCUUUUUGAGUUUCUUCGUGGUGGCCCUGGGCGGGGUGUUUGUAGGUGUGGUCUACGGGAUCAUCGCAGCCUUCACCUCUCGAUUCACCGCCCACAUCCGCGUCAUCGAGCCGCUCUUCGUCUUCCUCUACAGCUACAUGGCCUACCUGUCAGCUGAGCUCUUCCACCUGUCAGGCAUCAUGGCACUCAUCGCCUCAGGAGUGGUCAUGCGUCCCUACGUGGAGGCCAACAUCUCCCACAAGUCCCACACCACCAUCAAAUACUUCCUGAAGAUGUGGAGCAGUGUCAGCGAGACCCUCAUCUUCAUCUUCCUUGGCGUCUCCACUGUGGCUGGCUCCCACCACUGGAACUGGACCUUCGUCAUCUGCACGCUGCUCUUCUGCCUCGUGGCCCGGGUGCUGGGUGUGCUGGGCCUGACCUGGUUCAUCAACAAGUUCCGCAUUGUGAAGCUGACCCCCAAGGACCAGUUCAUCAUCGCCUACGGGGGCCUUCGAGGGGCCAUCGCCUUCUCCCUGGGCUACCUCCUAGACAAGAAGCACUUCCCCAUGUGUGAACUGUUCCUCACUGCCAUCAUCACUGUCAUCUUCUUCACCGUCUUUGUACAGGGCAUGACCAUCCGGCCCCUGGUAGAUCUGUUGGCUGUGAAGAAAAAGCAAGAAACCAAGCGCUCCAUCAACGAGGAGAUCCACACACAGUUCCUGGACCACCUUCUGACAGGCAUUGAGGACAUCUGUGGCCACUAUGGCCACCACCACUGGAAGGACAAGCUCAACCGGUUCAACAAGAAGUACGUGAAGAAGUGCCUGAUAGCCGGGGAGCGCUCCAAGGAGCCGCAGCUCAUCGCCUUCUACCACAAGAUGGAGAUGAAGCAGGCCAUCGAGCUGGUGGAGAGCGGGGGCAUGGGCAAGAUCCCCUCUGCAGUCUCCACAGUCUCCAUGCAGAACAUCCACCCCAAGUCCCUGCCUGCCGAGCGCAUCCUGCCAGCGCUGUCCAAGGACAAGGAGGAGGAGAUCCGAAAGAUCCUGAGGAACAACCUGCAGAAGACCAGGCAGCGGCUGCGGUCCUACAACAGACACACACUGGUGGCUGACCCCUACGAGGAGGCCUGGAACCAGAUGCUGCUCCGGAGACAGAAGGCCCGGCAGCUGGAGCAGAAGAUGAACAACUACCUGACGGUGCCCGCCCACAAGCUGGACUCACCGACCAUGUCUCGGGCUCGCAUUGGCUCAGACCCGCUGGCCUACGAGCCGAAGGCAGACUUGCCGGUCAUCACUAUCGACCCAGCCUCCCCGCAGUCGCCCGAGUCUGUGGACCUGGUGAACGAGGAGCUGAAGGGCAAGGUCUUGGGGCUGUGCCGGGACUCGGUCUCAGUGGCCGAGAACGAUGAGGACGACGAUGGGGGCCUUACGAUGCGGACCAAGGAGCCUUCGUCCCCAUGCACCGAUGAUGUCUUCACCCCUGGGCCAACUGACAGCCCCAGCUCCCAGAGGAUACAGCGCUGCCUCAGUGACCCAGGCCCCCACCCCGAGCCUGGGGAAGGAGAGCCAUUCAUCCCCAAGGCGCAGUAGCACCAGGGCCAGGGGUGGCGCCCGUCCCACGACAGACUCUCCCACCAGAGCAGGGGCUGGAGUGGACCUGGGGGGCUCCCCUCGCCCUUCCUGACCGGGACUGGCCCUGCCCCACCCCCCACCGCAUGGCAGCUGGGCCCACAGCCCCCACGCAGCACGGCUUCCUCCUGCCUCCUGGGAAGCAGCCCCCAUCCACCGGAACUGCCUUCCCAAUCCACUUGGCAGAACUGCUGGGCUGGCGAUCCAGGCCCUGCCCUUGCCCAGAUCCAGGCCCACCAUGCCGGACCAGGGCCCAGGCUGGAGUCUCCCGGGCCAUAAGGCCCCUCCCUGCAUUCCACCAUCCACCUGUUCAGACCAACCUAACCAAAGAGCCUCAGGCUCCACCGUGGUCCUACCCAGGAAAGGAAGGAGCUGGCACCCUCCCGGCCCUUGGCCAGGCCCUCCUCUAUUGGGGGAACACCACGGACAGGUGGCUGGGCGAGAAUUCAGUGACCCGGGCAGUCCCACCCCACUCUUGCCGGCCAUGUCACCCUGGUCAGCCACCUGAGCCGUCCUCAGAGCUGCAGGCUGAGGGCUCCUCUGGGGAGCUGGGGCUCUUCGGACAGUGAAGCGACUUGCGUGACAGGGACCACUGGCCCUGCCUGAGGCUGUUCCCCGUGGAGAGACUGUCUGGGGCCCUAGAAAGUGCUGCCUUUUUAUGUUUUGUUUGUCCUCACUUCUGUGUCCGAACCUGUUUGCACAGAGGCUCCUGGUUUUAGAGUGUGGGAAAAGCCCUCGCCCGUCGGGGCUCUGGCCCUCUCAGCUCUCAUUUGUGCCCAACACGCUCCCCCGAGUCAGCCCUCCACCGCGGCCGCGGCCUGCCCUGGUUCUCCAUUUUUGCAGGUGCAGGGCCUCCCAUCUCCUGCCUUCUUCUUUGCUCCUGACCCUCACUUCCUGCUGGGCUUUUUUGUUUCGUUUUGGUUUUUGGUGGUUCUGGAGACUGAACUGAGGGCCAUCUCACCGAGCUACCUCCCCAGCCUUUUUUUUUUUUUUCUUAAAAUUUUAAGACAGGGUAAGUUGCCCACACUGGGCUCAAACUUGCAGUCCUGCCUCAGCCUCCCCAUGCUGGGAUUACAGGUGUCCACCAUGCCCGGCUGGCCUUCUUAUUCCCUUUCACCAAAGUUCUCCCUCAUGUGCACACCCAGCUUGCUGUGGGGCCUAGCUCUGGGGAGAAGGCCUCCCCUGCGGGUCUCCUGCCCCGGCUGGAAUUUCUGGGGUGGACAAAGUCCUGGGUCACCAGAGGCCUUUGUUCCCAGGCACAUGCUCCCCACCCUCACCGCCACCAGGACUGGGCCCAGGCCUGCGGGUGGUCUCCCCUGGACACUCCCUCCCUCAGGAUCGUGCAAUAGUCAGAAAGUCCCUCUUCCAGGAGACACCACCGUGGGUGCUCAGCUCGUGUGCCCAUCUCCUCUCCAUGCAAGUGCUGUUUUGGGCAGGAGUCGCCACACCAGGUGACAUUGACAACCAUGUACAAAGCCACUGCAGCUGCUGCCGCUCUGCCGCCUGUACAGAAGAAACAACCUUUUUCAUAUUCUAAUAAAUCAAUGUGAGUUUUUGACAGAG